AUGUCUCAGUCACCGUCUAUAUGGGUCAUCCCUGCCGAGGUUGACGACUCCAGCCACGGAUCAUUGAGUUCGCGCGUGACUCAACUCAGUGAGCAUCUGGUUAAUUCUACAGACGUAUGGGUGUUUGAUACAAGCCCGUUCCCUUCGUCGCCAGUACGCUCUCGCGAGCGCCAAGUAGCCGUCGAACCCACCACGUGUCGUUCGACCUACGAUCGACUAACUCCUCCGUCACCGGUACGCUCUUAUGAGCGCCAAGUACCCAUUGACACAUAUACAGACCGUCCACCAGAUGAACGGUCUCAUACCUUGUUGCCGGUAUGCCCAUCUGGGCACCAAGUAUCCAUCAACCCAGCCUCUGGUAGCUCCCUCAAGGAGCUGGAACAUCACUCGUUGCCGGUACACCCAAUUGGGUGCCAAGUACCCAUCAACCAAUUCUCAGGAAGCUCCCUCAAGGAGUCGCUACCUCACUCGCUACUGGUACGCUCCCUCGAGUGCCAAGUACCCGCUAGCCCUAUGUCCUUGACUAGUCCUGCUCUGGACAUUCUCUCAACCUGUGAUCCUAUAUACCUGCGCAUGGUACGCUCACAUAACGAGUGCCAAGUAUCCAUCGUAACAGACUCCCAUUCACCGCGAGGUCUCAGCUUUCUGUCAAAAGCUCCAUGGCCAUCGGACAAUUCUAAUUACAUGACUAAACCGCCCUACAUACAUGAGGUGGACGAUUCUAAGUCGUCUAUAAGGACGGAAAGAAGUCGGUUGCCCUUAACCCAUUUCUUUAACAGUGGUGCCCCAACCCCAGUGCGACUAGAUCGCACCAUGCCACUAAGGACGCCAGCUCAAUCGACGCACAACCAUGAUACCCUGGCGUCAUCCACACAAGACACCCUCUCCUACCAGGUACCCGACUCCGCAGCGACAUCUUCCCAUGGGGUGAUAGAGUUCGAGGGUGGAGUUUUCAACGAUCCCGAUGCCCCUAUGCCCAAAAUCCGUAAUUGGAGGAGAAUCAUGCCAGCCCGGCUCGAAAGAGAACUCGUCCCUGAUGACGGUGCUAAGCCAACACUGCGAUACCGACUUGUGCCCCUAGAUCGACUAGGAUUGACUGAUAUGUUCUCGAAGAUUUCAGUGUUCACACGUCUGGCUGCUGCCACCAAAUUCACCACAGGCGAAUUCGUCAUAGACCCGCGUGGUGAUUUCUCACUCAUGCUGGCUGAGAAGGGCUGGGCAUCACAGAAGGAAUUCGAUAUCGUAUGGCACUUCCUUGACCAACAGCUCAACGCCUUCGAGAAGCACUUCAAUUCCAUAAAAAGGGCUGUUGACCCUUCACGAGAGUUUGACGAAUCGAGGCUAGGCGGUUUCAGGCUGGCCAGUGUGCCACACACCACUUUCACUGACCCGGAAUCGGUCGAAAGGGCAUGGUCUGCAGAGAUUAGGCCUACCCACGAGUCGACCCGCGAGACGUUGGGUUGGGAAUUAAACAGUCAGCGCGAACCAGCAGUCGACGAAGUCACCUUCAUACAUCAACGCCAGCAGCUGCCAAUAGAGCUCCCUGUUCCCCGGCCCAGCAUAAACGUCGCUGCAGCGAUGUUACAAAGGGAUGAAGGGACCGUACCAAUAACGGACUGUCCACGUGAAUCCUAUACGCUGUUAGAACCGGCGGGAACAGACGACUCCGGAGUGGAAUCGGAGACUUAG
Messenger RNA from Cantharellus anzutake, 1689 nucleotides. RefSeq lists its product as uncharacterized. NCBI's taxonomy places the organism in Eukaryota, Fungi, Basidiomycota, Agaricomycetes, Cantharellales, Hydnaceae. The transcript has 2 exons. The coding region runs from base 1 to 1689 and encodes 562 amino acids. The record is from RefSeq and is a predicted model, not a curated record.